AUGCCGCCCAUACCUACUGGUCCACAGUAUCCUAAUGCGUCUUCCUAUGCUGGCUAUGCUUCCACUCCUCCACCAUCUGCUCCUGGAGCGCCUCCACUCUCUGGCUAUCCACCAACGUCCAUGCAGUCGAUGUAUAACCAAGCACCUUCAGUACCCGGGUUUAACCCAGUCCCAACGCCUUUGGCGCCACCUCCGAUUGCACCAAUAGCACCUAUGGUACCAGCUCCACCAAUGCCACCUUCAGCAGCUCCAAGCUCUUAUAGUAAUUACACGUCUUAUUCACAACCAGCUAUGCCUGCUCCAACCAGGACAAUGACUCCAAUCCAAAGCUAUGCACAUCAUUUACAGGAUCGUCCAAUGUCCACAGUUUCGGUAGCAUCUAGUGGCGGAGGUUAUAAUGAUCCAGGG
Molecule: messenger RNA, 408 nt
Organism: Strongylus vulgaris
Lineage: Eukaryota; Metazoa; Nematoda; Chromadorea; Rhabditida; Strongylidae
Source: the annotation of a GenBank genome assembly